Messenger RNA from Engraulis encrasicolus (European anchovy), 1062 nucleotides. Its product is annotated as receptor-type tyrosine-protein phosphatase S-like. The record is from RefSeq and is a predicted model, not a curated record. Bases 279 to 518 code for a protein of 79 amino acids. Gene Ontology annotation, cellular component: neuron projection. NCBI's taxonomy places the organism in Eukaryota, Metazoa, Chordata, Actinopteri, Clupeiformes, Engraulidae. The transcript has 2 exons.
UACGCUUAUGCCUCCGCAAGUGAUUAUAAAGGUGCUUCGGUGGAUGUCUCAUACGAUGAGGACCUCUCCUAAACAGAGGAACGUCUCUCUCAUUCUCCUUCAGAGAACUGGGGACACGCACAUGUCCUAUUGUUUUCUAUGCUUCCUUUAGCUUUGCAGCAUGUAUACUUCCAAGCCUGUGUUUGCCAAUUCUGCCUUUUUGUGUUGUGUUUGUCCAUCCUUCUUCAGUGGGCCGUGUGCCCCCUCGCUUCUCCGUCCUUCCCGAGAACCACGAGCUCAUGCCAGGAGGAAGUGUCAACCUCACCUGUGUGGCCGUGGGGUCACCCAUGCCCUCCGUCAAAUGGAUGCUUGGGUCUGAGGAUCUGACACCAGAGGACUCGACGCCAAUUGGCCGAAAUGUGUUGGAGCUGAUGAAUGCGCAACAGUCAGCCAACUACACCUGUGUGGCGAUGAGUUCCCUGGGCACGAUCUCAGCAGAGGUCAAAGUCAAAUGUGUGGAGGAGACUUGUCCCAAUUGAACCACACGGGGGCGACAGAGAGGAGGUGUACAGCAGCUGGACUGUGUACACCGUGAGGACCCUGGCUGUUUUUAUUUGUAAGACGGUGGGGGUAUCACUUGGGAAUAAUACACACCUACUCAAAAGGAUAGUACAAAAGGGGAGACUAGAUUAAAGAUUGUGCCUCUCACUGAUCAUAGGGCAUUUGAUCACUCUGCUGUUGGGUUAUUAUAUAGUGUACUGCCGUGCAACACAAGAACGCAGUAACUCAAAAUGGUCGAUUUUUUUAAAUAUCGGAAAUGGGUUCUAAACUACCUCAUUUGUCUUGUGUCCAAAAAUGGUGGUGCAACACCGUCCUGUUUUGGAGAAAACUCAUUUUGAAAGUGCAAAAAUGACCCAAAAAAAGUUAAACAAAACGCAGUAAGUCGGCGAGUUACUGCUGCACGUUCCAAUGGGACUGGUUUGGGAGUAGACAGUAAUACAAGCUAAGAACGCAGUAACUCCUGCAGUAACUCCAUUUUGUGGCAGUAAUACCAGCCAAGAACGCAGUAACUCUGUUUUUUGU